AUGCCACGGCAACGUUUUCUGCGACUGGACAUACCUGCGAUCGAGAUUCAGCGCCAUGCAGUUAGUAAGAAAGAGCGCGUGAACGUUCAGCGAAGGGUUUCCUCCCGGCGAAAGCUCCAGCUUCGGGAGGCAGGGGAUGCUAGGAGUGGACGGGAGAUUAUUGAAGCCGCCAGAGCAGCGUACGAAGACGAGGAUAGUUCUUUGACGUCACCAAUUAGCAGCUACGCAGUAAAUUUAGGGUUUUCACCUCAGCCCGACGUUGCGUUGAACCCCGCGCAUGAGAAAAACGGGGGACCGCUUUCACUUGAGCCGUCCUGGGCUAUCUCUUUUGACAGCGCCUCCAACACCCCUGCGAGAGAAUCAAGACGUAGAGGAACCUCAGUGGGGUCCGAGUCUAGCAGAGUAUUUCACGUGGUGCACGACAGAAUAGGAAGGCGGACAGCAGCAGGACAUCAUUGGGUUCCAGAACAGCCGCUACGUGCGGAAGAAAGACGAGAGACAAUAUCACGAAAAAUUCUAUCUUUGGAAGAGACAGAGUCGUUUUCAAACAUUAUACAAAUGAUGUUCCAAGACCGAUUAAUUCAAGCAAAACUACGCUAUUUACGUCAACAAAAGGAGGAACAGUUGUGGGAGGCUCUUCAGGAUGCUCAUAUGUGCAUAAUGAAGGAGGAGGAACGCCGCAAUUUGAUUGUUAGUAAGGAGCAUCUGGAUCGCCGGAGAAUAGAGGCUGGCUACAUCGGCAAAGAAGAUUUCGAGGAGAGCGAAGGACGUGAAACCGCAGAUGCCAAGGAUUGGUUUUUUUCCGCAUUUCAACUUGCCCUCCAGCAGACCGGACUAACCGAAAACGCUGCAAGACAAAAGAGUUAUUUGGAAUACAGCAAGCAGCGGAAUUCAAUUUACUCGCAGUUUCAAAACACAAUGAACACUCUUAAAAAGGGCCAGUCUCCAAAAGGGUACGCUGGAAGCACGUUGGCCGCCAAUUUCUCGAAGAGCGAACAAGAACUCAUCAAUGAGUACGAGGAGAAUGUGGACAGGAUAAUGGAUGAAGAGAUUUAUUCUCUUAUGGAUAUUAUUAUUCACCGUAACAAGGCAGCGACAAGCAAAGAAUUUGUCAUGGAAGAGAAACUUCACAAGAAUGAUUUCUUAACUGAGACCACUACAGGCAACCACGCCGUCCGCAAGCUAGCACAUCCCCCCAGAUUGUCAGUGCAAAAGUUGUCCUCACAGACACCCUUAACAACUACCAAUUACAACGUUUUGAUAGAAGCCAGAACAAUUAUUGAAACAGAUGAAGAGGAGGCAAGAGACAUUGUCCUUGAUGAAGAAAUCCUGCAAUUAAUAAAAAUAAUUGAAGAAACAAGACUGAUACAAACAAACAAGAACACAAACAAUGGAGAAAACCCACUUUCCACAAAAAUGUCGAGAAAUAUCACCAAUGGAAUGGGAACAGUAUUUAACACAAUAAUGGGAUUAAGCCCAAUAACCAAAGAAGAAAGAACAACAACAUACAUCGAAAACCUAAAAAGAGACCAACAACAUAGCUCCAUGCAAAACAUCGAUAUGACUCAUGUACAAAAGAAUAACACCGCUCGCGGUCAGCUGGUCGGCGAGGAGCGCGAGGGCACGUGUGGAUUGCACCGCGAUGCCGUGGAUUCCGAGGAGGGAGCGGUGCGCCGCUGCCUGGAGCGCGGCGAGGCUGCGGCUGUGGACGAGCUUGGAGAGGAGUACAGGAGCGCGACACAUGAGCGAGCAGUGGAGGCGCUAGCCGCGGAGGAGGACGCCGCUCGCGGUGAGCUGGUCGGCGAGGAGCGCGAGGGCACGUGUGGAUUGCACCGCGAUGCCGUGGAUUCCGAGGAGAGAGCGGUGCGCCGCUGCCUGGAGCGCGGCGAGGCGGCGGCUGUGGACGAGCUUGGAGAGGAGUACAGGAGCGCGACGCAUGAGCGAGCAGUGGAGGCGCUAGCCGCGGAGGAGGACGCCGCUCGCGGUGAGCUGGUCGGCGAGGAGCGCGAGGGCACGUGUGGAUUGCACCGCGAUGCCGUGGAUUCCGAGGAGGGAGCGGUGCGCCGCUGCCUGGAGCGCGGCGAGGCUGCGGCUGUGGACGAGCUCGGAGAGGAGUACGGGAGCGCGACGCACGAGCGAGUAGUGGAGGCGCUAGCCGCGGAGGAGGACGCCGCUCGCGGUCAGCUAGUCGGCGAGGAGCGCGAGGGCAAUUAUGGAUUGCACCGCGAUGCCGUGGAUUCCGAGGAGAGAGCGGUGCGCCGCUGCCUGGAGCACGGCGAGGCUGCAGCUGUGGACGAGCUCGGAGAGGAGUACGGGAGCGCGACGCACGAGCGAGUAGUGGAGGCGCUAGCCGCGGAGGAGGACGCCGCUCGCGGUCAGCUAGUCGGCGAGGAGCGCGAGGGCAAUUAUGGAUUGCACCGCGAUGCCGUGGAUUCCGAGGAGAGAGCGGUGCGGCGCCGCCUGGAGCGCGGCGAGGCUGCAGCCGUGGACGAGCUCGGAGAGGAGUACGGGAGCGCGACGCACGAGCGAGUAGUGGAGGCGCUAGCCGCGGAGGAGGACGCCGCUCGGGGUCAGCUAGUCGGCGAGGAGCGCGAGGACACGUGUGGAUUACACCGCGAUGCCGUGGAUUCCGAGGAGAGAGCGGUGCGGCGCCGCCUGGAGCGCGGCGAGGCUGCAGCUGUGGACGAGCUCGGAGAGGAGUACGGGAGCGCGACGCACGAGCGAGUAGUGGAGGCGCUAGCCGCGGAGGAGGACGCCGCUCGCGGUCAGCUAGUCGGCGAGGAGCGCGAGGGCAAUUAUGGAUUGCACCGCGAUGCCGUGGAUUCCGAGGAGAGAGCGGUGCGGCGCCGCCUGGAGCGCGGCGAGGCUGCAGCUGUGGACGAGCUCGGAGAGGAGUACGGGAGCGCGACGCACGAGCGAGUAGUGGAGGCGCUAGCCGCGGAGGAGGACGCCGCUCGCGGUCAGCUAGUCGGCGAGGAGCGCGAGGACACGUGUGGAUUACACCGCGAUGCCGUGGAUUCCGAGGAGAGAGCGGUGCGCCGCUGCCUGGAGCGCGGCGAGGCUGCAGCUGUGGACGAGCUCGGAGAGGAGUACGGGAGCGCGACGCAUGAGCGAGCAGUGGAGGCGCUAGCCGCGGAGGAGGACGCCGCUCGCGGUCAGCUAGUCGGCGAGGAGCGCGAGGGCGCGUGUGGAUUGCACCGUGUUGGUGGAAAGCGAUUGCUCGGUGUCGUGGAUGGUAUUUUACAGGUGUCUGUUGGUGUUUGGAGUUUCGGAUGUUUGUGA
Trypanosoma cruzi is the source of this 3282-nucleotide messenger RNA. RefSeq lists its product as uncharacterized. The record is from RefSeq and is a predicted model, not a curated record. Bases 1 to 3282 code for a protein of 1093 amino acids. The transcript has a single exon. Lineage: Eukaryota; Euglenozoa; Kinetoplastea; Trypanosomatida; Trypanosomatidae.